GUCCGUAUUGGUGAUCAUGCAGCGCUGGGAUAGAUGAGGGAAUGUCAAACUUGUUGCCGACUGUAGAGGUAAACACAUAAAGAAAAUCGGGACAACAUAAAGAUGAACGGUACGUCCUUCAGCAGCCUCGCGUUUUUUAAGCACGGCGAUCCGCCGCUCUAACAAGCGAGUAAAACGGGACUUGAGCGUUCACCUCGACGCCGCGCCGUUACAUUUCAUACAGUGUCAAACCGCCGUAUUCCGGACAUUCAGCUUGCAGGCGAGAGACGCGCGCGCACCGACUGCUCUUCUACUCCACAAUGAGACAAGUUUAUCUUCGUGCAGCCGUUAAAUUCACAAAGAUGGCGGAGUAAACAAGAUCUUCCACAUUUCGCAACAUAUUUGCUUGGAUUCGGCGCGUUUGUGAGCGUUGAGGAUGGGUCGUGUGCUGCUUUGCGCUGCGCCGGUUUCGCUGCCGCUGCCUGCAGCCUUAUUCACGGCAAAGUCGUGUUAAUGAAGCUUUUUUGAACAUGUGCGUUUUCCAGGCUUUUAUUUUUAAGCUCAUGUGUGUGUCCUCCUCGUCAACAAAAGGACCAAAGUUUUUCUCGCUACGUCGAUUUUACGGCGACUGCCCUCUGUUUGGGGUUCCGGAGCAUGGACCUGGUUGGAAAAGAAGAAAUUAAUAAAAAAAAAAAAAAAGUGAACAUUUUGGAAUACAGAAAAUGGGAUUAGUGAUCAUUUUGGAUUAUUUCCAUUGAUUUUUUUUUUUUUAUUAUCUGUGUGGUGAUUGUGGGCUUUAUGAACAGUAAUUGCACAAGCUUUGUGCACAGUAACAAUGAACACUAACUAUAACAGUUCUGGAUUUGACAUGAAAGCACCAUCAGUGGGUGUAGAGCCAGUAUUGGGCCCUUUGAACGAACCCUCCAUGCAGGGUCUCGGCUUCACGUCGGGUAGAGAGCAGUAUGGAUUCCAGCCUCACAGCCAUGGAGAUAUGCUCAAUAUCGGACUACAGCAGCAGCAUCAACUCCAUAUGCCGCUGCCUUUCAACAACCAACAGCUUAAUCCUGACCAGCCUUCACACCCCUACCAGGAUGGGGUCACCUCCUGCCUGCAUGGGGACAGACACAUUGGCUUCAGUGGCAGCAACACAGGCCACCAGCACAUGUUUGAGACAGAAUUCAAUCAUUUCACAGAAGCUCAGACCCGAGAAUGUCUCUCACAGCAGCAGCGGCUAGCCAGCAUGCCUGAUUAUCAGCUCCACAGCCAUCCUAAUGGGAAUCACGCCGUUCCGGCCCCAUGUUUGCCUCUAGACCAGUCACCCAAUCGGGCCGCGUCCUUCCAUGGUCUCCCAUCCUCCUCUCCUGAAAGCAACAGACUGGAGCACUAUAGACUUUUCCCACAGGGAAGGGUAGGCGGGUCUCAAUACUGUUACCCAUGCGAUCCUAUCUCUGGACAUUUUGAUAUGGCCGGAUUUUCUACUCCUGACUCCACUGAACCCAAAUUGUCCUAUUGUGAAGCAGGGAACCAGAUGGUUGGAGGUAAUUUUCCCACCUUCAAUCAAAGCGGCUCACGGGCUCCUAUGAUUGGCGGUUCUAAAGUCGAUCAGCAGCUACCUCAGCAAAACACUUAUUCAGAGAGGUUUGGGAACAGGGGGAAAUUAGAACCAGGGGUCACUCCUAGACAUCAUCUCAUGGCCCAACAAAGAACAGGACCCAUGGCUAGGCAGAACCCUGGCUCCCCUGUCCUUCCCCGGUUGUACCACACACCAGAGUUUGUUCCAAAUAGCCCAGACAUGCAAAACAACAACGUAGUGCUCCACGGUCAGCAUGGCCAGCUGGAUCAUCCCAUACACAGAUUAAAUAACCACAACAUGCAUCCGUUUGGGGAGCCCAUGUUUAAUCCCCAAUUUGGACCUCAACCACCCCAUCAACAGCAUCUCAACUCUUUCCCCUAUUUAAAUAUGGCCAAGAGGCCACGGUUUGAUGCCCCAAAUGGCUCUGCUGGGGAGAGCUGUCGCCCCCUGAGAAGUGGCUUACAUAAUCGCCCAGGCCUUGAGAACCACCUCUCCCCCUCCUCCUUCCCAGCUCCCAUGGGGGAAUUCACAACUCACGUGACGGAUGGUUUUCAAUCAGGCCCCCCACCGCUGAGCUGUGGCUCACAUCAACAGCAGCCACUGGCUCGCCAGCAAAAUGCAGCCAUGAUGAUCAAACAAAUGGCAUCUAGAAACCAGCAGCAGAGAAUGAGGCAGGCAGACCUGCAGCCUAUAAGUCAGCACGGGGAUGUUACACAGAACGGCAUGGUGCACAGAGGACCGAUUGGUGGCAUGUCUCAUUUGAAUUUUGACAAGAAGCAUAAUUUUCAUGGAAACUUUGAUACUCAGAACCACCACCUACCUCACGAAAACUCCUGGUUUCCUGACCCACAUCAGCAGUGUAGGGAAACUAACAUUCAUGGAAUGGAGCAGUCGCAAAAUGGACAUGAUAUUUUUAGAUCAGGGGUCACGAGUGUAGAGAUGCAGUCUUUAAAUUCGCCAGGGCCACAAAAUCAGUUUGAAAAUAGCAUGAACAAUCCUUUGCAGGUACAGACAUCUGAAGACGGAACAAUGCAGCCAAACGCACCCAUGAACAGGAGACAGGGUGAUUUUGGAGGAGCCGCUAUAAGACGUCAGCACAGUUUCCCUCCUGGGGGCCCAAAUCAACAGGGAACCCCUCAAAGCAAUCCUCCCAGUUUCAACUCCUCACCAGGGAACUAUCCCUCCCAUCCUGAGUACAUCUCCAGCCAGCACCUGUCAGUCAAUAAGCUUGGGGCCCUCUCUUUGGGGAAUUUAAACAAAGCAAGUACAAAAGACAGUGUGUUUGGCCAAAGCUGUCUGGCGGCUCUCUCCACUGCCUGCCAGAAUAUGAUUGCCAGUCUGGGGGCCCCAAACCUCAAUGUGACUUUUAAUAAGAAGAGCCAAAAUGAGGCCAAACGCAAACCAGGUCAGGUGGAGAAGGACAUAAAUAGCAGUGGCGGUGUUGGGGCUUGUGGCCCAGGAGCAGAGUAUUUCCAGAGCAGUGCUUCUCAGAAUAGUCAGACGCCUUGCUCUGGGAAUAACAACAAUGCAGCAGUGGGUCAAAGUGCUCUGGGCCAGAUGGCGAAAAGGGAAGCUGCCACCCUCUCCCCAGACAACACUGUGGAUUCUGGGAAUGAAGGCAAAGGAGCAAUCGGCAACGGCCGCGGGAGAGGGAAGAGAAGACGGGACAGCGGGCAUAUAAGUCCAGGAAAUUUUUCCCCAUCGUGUAGUAGCAACCCCGUGGUUAGUCCAGGCCAACAAGCAUCUUCUUUGGGCAUGGGCGCUGAAGGCCGAGGCAGGACACCUGAAAGCGUCCUUGUCUCGCCUUCGUUUGGAAAACCUGACCUUACAACCUCAGUGGAUAGUGGAAUUCAAAGCAUGGGCAAAUCUGAUGGUGUUUCACCCUGUAUGGAUUAUCUAGACGAUGCUAGCCCUAACUACGGCAACGAGGAUGUUAGGACCAACAGAACAGGCAUAAAGUGCAGUUCGGACAAUAGGAGUGGCUAUCCUGACACGCCUUGCAUGGAACAGGUGAGGACGCCCCUGGACAGUUCGGCCCAGGAUGAGGUGCAUCCUCUAGAGAUUCUUCAAGCUCAAAUUCAGCUGCAGAGGCAGCAGUUUAGCAUCUCAGAGGACCAGCCACUUGCAGGAAAGAAUGGCAAAAAGCCAGACUGCCAGUCUGGACUUAACGGAGACUGUGCCAUGGCGAGCUGCAGCCCAGAGCCUGGCAAGGGCACUGUGAAUACCAUUGACCUUGACUCUCUCAUGACAGAGCAACGUGCCACCUGGUAUGGCCCUAGCAACAAGGCUCUGAUAGAGGACUCUAGGAAUGGCAAGUGCAUGGGAUUCUGGGACAGAGCAAGAGGCCAGAGUGACAACAAAGAAGGGCAUGGGUAGAAUCACUUGUUGGAUAUCCCUCAGUGGCUUCUCCCUGAGUCGUCAAAAAGGUGCUGUUCAAGACUGGUGUAGGAGUGGAGGAAAACCUGACGGAGCCCAGUUCCUGUCUCUUCACUGCACAGGGAGAUUGAGGGAUGAAGGAUCCAACUAAAGCUCUCCUGGAGCACCCAAUAUUCAAAUUCAAACAUCCAAGAGCAGCUCCAACAAACACUUUGGGGCAGGGGGUCCUUCCUGCCUGUUUCUACCUGACAGAUCACUGUGGUGGUUAGUCUUUGGUCCUUUAUUUUUUUUUUCACUGAUAAUUGGAUAAUGUCUUCAUCAGGAACAGUGAGGCCACACCGCCAUCUCACAGUGUGUGUUCAAUGCUGCUAGAAGGCCACACACUCUGAGUCUCUACUGGAAGAUCCAACAUAGAAACUGAAGACUGCGACUUAGAAAAGACAAGCACAUCAGAUUGGAAUCUUGGACAGCGUGGCCGAAUUGCUUUUAACAAAUAUUUUUUUAAUCCUUUUCGCCAUUUGUCCUCUUUUUUUAAUUUUGUUUGAUUACCUCAUUUUUUUAAAAAAGCAAAACAAAACUGUCAAGCGAACAUCAGAAUAUGUUGAGGUGGGUUUUUUUUCCUUCUUUUUUUUUAAUCAUAGAGAUAUUGAUGAAAAGCUAAAAAAUAUUUCUCCUCGUCGAACGUACAGCAGGACUUAUGGCUGUUUCAAAUCAUCCAAACUCUUGCUGGAACACUGUUUCUUUCCUCUAUUUAUUUGAUCCAUUAGAUCAUUUUUUGAUCAUAAGCGAUGAACAUUUUAAAUAUAUAUUCACCACAUUUUAUCCAUCACAGAUGGAAACUUGGCUGUGAUAUCAAAUGUCUGGUUUUGUCCCUCCUUCUGCUGUUUUAGAGUUACAACAGAAACUAUUCACAGGAGAAGAACCACUUUCAGUAUUGUGUUUAAAAAAAAAAAAAAAAAAAAAAAAACGCCUGGCAGUUCACUUUGGUCCUCAGUCCUGGGUUUUUCUGACUGUGGUGGGUCAACCUUUUGACUUUGAAAGGCCAGUGGGGGUUCCCUUCUCUCCCUCCUGCUUUUGGAAAUCUGAUAUGUAGGCUGAGCUCAUCCCUUUGUGGCGGCCUGGCCAGUGUCGGAAUGCCAUUGUUUCAAGCCGAUACUCUUCUCUAUUUGGGUUUUCCCCUUCACUCGGCCUUCAUUGACAUACUGAGCUUCUCCCUGCUUUUAAACUAACUGGUGCUGAAUAUGUUUGGCCAGACUUGGCAGCCUAUUCAAGCGGGGACAAUAGCCACUGACAAAAGACUUUUCCUUUUAAGAAAAUGGGUGUCCUUCUGGUGAUUCAAAAGAUCUUUAACCAGUUUAUUGGUGUUUGACACCUCAGUGUUUUCCAUGCUCUACCUCUUUCCAUGCUUAUGGUUUUAAGAUUUUGUUUUGUUUUGUUUUGUUUUCUGUUUUGUUUUGAAUUUGCUUUUUAGUCAUGACACAUUGUCUUCUUCUUUUCUUUUUCUUUUUCUUUUUUUUUUCUUUUUUUUUUCUUUUUUUUAAAAAAAGGCCCUUAACUUUCAUGUGGAUUUUCACAGUGUGAAACCUUUUGAAUGGACUUAUACACAUGCGGAAGUGGCUUUUUAAAUUAAAAGCGGUUGGCAUUGAAAGCCAAGAGCUUUUACUGCAAUAUUUACAAAGCUAAAAUGGUUUUCUUGUAGAAUGUAUAGGACAUGUAAAUAAACUGUAUAGCAACUGUAUAAUAUGGAUUAAUUGAGAAAUAUGUUGUAAAUCAUUGUUUUCUGCACCUGACACUCAUCAAUAUAAAACGAA
Messenger RNA from Hemibagrus wyckioides, 5739 nucleotides. It is a transcript of the gene mn1a, whose product is annotated as meningioma 1a. Gene Ontology annotation, biological process: regulation of DNA-templated transcription. The record is from RefSeq and is a predicted model, not a curated record. The coding region runs from base 815 to 3928 and encodes 1037 amino acids. NCBI's taxonomy places the organism in Eukaryota, Metazoa, Chordata, Actinopteri, Siluriformes, Bagridae. The transcript has 4 exons.